AUGCGUAUUCGCCCCCCCGGUUUUGUUGUUGAAGUCAACCAGCUGAGGAUACAGAACUCUGUAGCCGUGAGCGGCGCGCUACAGCCUUUGAUUAGAGUACUUCGCAACGUGAAAGGAAAACUGACGCUUAUUCGUUAUCGCCUAACUGGUACUGAAAACACGUGGAGCAAACAAUCGCUUCAUGCACAACUGAACCAGAAUGUGAUUAAUUACUACUCCGAGGCGCUGCGGCUGGCUAGGCCAAAGAUCCAGGUCCCCGAUCACGUAGGUUGCUCGCCAGUGCAGUCAACGCUGCUUAGGACUGCGGACGGAUUAUUGGUCAAUCACAAGGAUGGACCACAUGUUCCCUAUACUCAUGGUCAAAUGGUUCACACGUAUCUAAAGAAUGUACUCCAGAACAAAAUCGGUUUCAUGGAUGGGGAAAGAAAUCGUGGAAUAUUGGACUAUGGAGUGGAACUUAUUCAAGUCACAGGUGAAUCGGUCCGAAAGGACCCGCCGUUUGUGAUAUACGAACCGUUUCGUCAAGGAAAGCACCUGAAGGGAAACGACCGAUGGACCGGAUUUGCUAUGGAAUUACUCAAACAUCUUAGUGUAAUGAACCACUUCGAUUACGUGGUCAAACCUGUCGAGGAUCGUAAAUUCGGCACUUUUGAUGAAACCACUGGCAAAUGGGACGGCUUAAUCGGAGAGUUGGUAUACAAAGUUUGGAUCUCAGUACUGGUCGCUUACCUGGUAGUCAGCCUGACUUUGUUUCUUCUUGGUCGAGUGACACCACACGAGUGGUAUGCGCGACAUCCUUGCAGUCCAGCAGUGGAGAACCAGUUCACUUUGUUCAACAGCUUCUGGUUCACCGUGGGCUCACUCAUGCAGCAAGGCUGCGACAUUUCUCCACGAGCCACCUCCACUCGAAUUAUUGGCACUAUCUGGUGGUUCUUCAUCCUGAUUAUGGUAUCAUCUUAUACAGCCAAUUUGGCUGCAUUUCUCACCAUCGAUCGAAUGGAGACGGAGAUCGAGAAUGUGGAAGAUUUAACGAGACAGACCAAGAUUAAAUACGGGACUCUGUACGGAGGAUCAACGUAUGCGUUUUUCAAGGUGGGUCUUAUGCUGCACGUAGCUAUUUGA
Messenger RNA from Dicrocoelium dendriticum, 1122 nucleotides. Lineage: Eukaryota; Metazoa; Platyhelminthes; Trematoda; Plagiorchiida; Dicrocoeliidae. The record is from the annotation of a GenBank genome assembly.